ACUAUCAUACAGAUCUGAGGAUGACUAUAACGUGAUCACAGUUUGUCAGAGCCUGUUUGCGUCCUAGCUGUAACUGAAACCAUUCUCAUCUUAGCAUAGUGUAGAUAUUAUGCUAAGAUUAAAUCAACAGUGCGGUUCCUGUUGCCUCGAGCUCUUCUGCUGUUAACUUUCGUUUCUUCAUUCCUCCUGAACUCCAGAGCAGAGAAAGUUCUGGUUAAGACCUUGGAAUGGACAGUCUGGCUAACAUGAGUAAGCCUGAGGAGGAGGAGGAGGAGGAGGAGGAGGAGGUCCCAGCCUCUGUCAGCACACCGUGUGAAGAUCAUGAGAUCCUGACCCAGCCUGAGAGGACUAAGCAGGAAAGAGAGGAUUCUCCUGCUCUGAGUGUUGUGUCCCUGAAGAGCGACAUGUCCAUGGUCCAGCCUAUGGCAUUCAAAAGGGCUGGUGAAGGAAAGGAGGAUUCUCCUGCUCCGAGUGCUGUGUCCCUAAAGAGUGACAUGUCCAUAGGGGAGCCUGUAGUUUUCAAAGGGGCUGAGCAGAAAAGAGAAGCUUCUCCUACACCCAGUGCUUUGUCCUUUAAGAGCAACAUGUCCAUGGGUGAUCCUCUUUUUUUUAAGCGUCAAGAUUCAAUUCCAAAAGUUCAGCUGGAGACAUCAGAGGCUAUCAGUAACACAGAUCUGCGCUCCAAAUUCAAGAUCCUUGAAGAAACCAUUGUUGCUCUUGUGAAGAGUGAGCUUAAGAAGUUUGAAACAGUUCUGAGUCCAGAUUACCCAGAAUGCUCAGGUUUGUGUGAAGACCAUGAGAUGGCUGAUGAAGACGAGGACGAGCAGAGCUGGAGCAGCAGCGAGGAAGUUCUGAAUCUCACACUGAAGGUCAUGAGGGGAAUGAAUCUGGAGGAGCUGGCCAUUUCUCUGCAGAACAGAACUCUCGCUCCAGUGAGCAGCAGUAAACUCAAGUCUAACCUGACACAGAAGUUUCAGUGUGUGUUUGAGGGGAUUUCUAAAGCAGGAAAACCAACCCUUCUGAACCAGAUCUACACAGAGCUCUUCAUCACAGAGGGAGGGACUGGAGAGGUCAACUGCGAACAUGAGAUCAGACAGAUUGAAGAAGCAACCAGGAAACAAAAAGUACCAGAAACAUUAAUUCGAUGUGAAGACAUCUUUGAGGCCUCACCUGGAAGAGAUAAACCAAUCAGAAGAGUGCUGACAAAGGGAGUAGCUGGCAUCGGGAAAACAGUCUUAACACAGAAGUUCACUCUGGACUGGGCUGAAGGCAAAGCAAACCAGGACAUCCAGUUCACCUUCCCCUUCACUUUCAAAGAGCUGAAUGUGCUGAGAGAGAGAAAGUUCAGCUUGGUGGAACUUGUUCAUCACUUCUUUACUGAGACCAGAGAAGCAGGACUCUGCAGGUUUGAAGAGUUCCAGGUUCUCUUCAUCUUUGACGGUCUGGAUGAGUGUCGACUUCCUCUGGACUUCAGCAACAAUCAGGUCCUGACUGAUGUUACAGAGUCCACCUCAGUGGAUGUGCUGCUGACAAACCUCAUCAGGGGAAACCUGCUCCCCUCUGCUCGCCUCUGGAUCACCACACGACCUGCAGCAGCCAAUCAGAUCCCUCCUGAGUCUGUUGACAUGGUGACAGAGGUCAGAGGGUUCAAUGACCCUCAGAAGGAGGAGUACUUCACGAAGAGGUUCAGAGACCAGGAGCAGGCCAGCACGAUCAUCUCCCACAUCAAGACUUCCCGAAGCCUCCACAUCAUGUGCCACAUCCCGGUCUUCUGCUGGAUCACUGCAACAGUUCUGGAGGAUGUGCUGAAGACCAGAGAGGGAGGAAAGCUCCCCAAGACCUUCACUGAGUUGUACAUCCACUUCCUGGUGGUCCAGUCCAGACUGAAGAGCAUCAAGUACGAUGGAGGAGCUGAGACUGAUCCACACUGGAGUCCAGAGAGCAGGGAGAUGAUCCAGUCUCUGGGAAAACUGGCUUUUGAUCAGCUGCAGAAAGGAAACCUGAUCUUCUAUGAGUCCGACCUGACAGAGUGUGGCAUCAAGAUCAAGGAAGCCUCAGUGUACUCAGGAGUGUUCACACAGAUCUUCAGAGAGGAGAGAGGACUGUACCAGGACAAGAUGUUCUGCUUCAUCCACCUGAGUGUUCAGGAGUUCCUGGCUGCUCUUCAUGUCCAUCUGACCUUCACCAAGUCUGGUGUUAACCUGCUGUCAGAAGAACAACCCGGAUCCAUGUGGGUCAGGUUGUUUGGAGACAGAUCUGAAGUCUUUUACAAGAGUGCUGUGGACCAGGCCCUACAGAGUCCAAAUGGACAUCUGGAUCUGUUCCUGCGCUUCCUCCUGGGUCUUUCUCUGCAAACCAAUCAGUCUCUCCUAAAAGGUCUGCUGACACCGACAGGAAGUAGUUCACAGACCAAUCAGAAAACAGCCCAGUACAUCAAGAAGAAGAUCAACGAGGACCUGUCAGCAGAGCGAAGCAUCAACCUGUUCCACUGUCUGAAUGAACUGAAUGAUUGUUCUCUAGUGGAACACAUCCAACAGUUUUUGAGUUCAGGAAGUCUGUCCACAGAGAAACUGUGUCCCGCUCGUUGGUCAGCUCUGGUCUUCAUCUUACUGUCCUCAGAAGAAGAGCUGGACGUGUUUGACCUGAAGAAGUACUCUGCCUCAGAGGAGGCUCUUCUGAGGCUGCUGCCAGUCGUCAAAGCCUCCAGUAAAGCUCAGCUGAGUUUCUGUAAUCUGUCAGAGAGAAGCUGUGAAGCUCUGUCCUCAGUCCUCAGCUCCCCGUCUUCAAAUCUGAGGGAACUGGACCUGAGCAACAACGACCUGCAGGAUUCAGGAGUGAAGCGUCUCUGUGCUGGACUUGGGAGUCCACGUUGUAAACUGGAGGUUCUCAGGCUGUCAGGCUGCCUGGUCACAAAGGCUGGCUGUGCUUCUCUGGUCUCCGCUGUGAGAUCUGGUUCCCAUCUGAAGGAGCUGGACCUGCGCUACAACAACCCGGGAGACUCAGGAGUGAAGAAGCUUCAGCAGAAACUUGACACUGUCAGGGCGGACCAUGGAGGCUUGCAGUCGAUAAAACCGGGUCUGAAAAAGUAUGCUUGUGAACUCACACCAGACUUGAACACGGCAAACAAAAAGCUCGUACUGUCAGAAGACAACAAGACGCUGACGGCGAGUAAAGAGAAACAACCGUAUCCUGAUUGUCCAGAGAGGUUUUCUUACUGGAAGCAGCUGCUGUGUAGUAACCGUCUGACUGAUCGCUGUUACUGGGAGGUGGAGUGGUCUGGAAGCAUUUAUAUAGCAGUGACCUAUGAAGGCAUCAAAAGGAAGGUGGAGGGUGACGACAGCUGUCUGGGGAGUAAUCAUCAGUCCUGGAGUCUGAGCUGCUCGGAUGCAGGUUACUCGGUCCUGCACAAUAAUGAAACCGUCUCCAUCCCUGUCCCCACGUCAGACAGAGUGGGAGUGUACCUGGACUGGCCUGCUGGCACUUUGUCCUUCUUCAAGGUCUCCUCUGAUAAAGUGACCCACCUCCACACCUUCAACACCACCUUCAGUGAGCGGGUCUACCCUGCCUUCAGGGUUAAGGUGGACCCGUUUAACUCCUCUGUGACUUUUUGUCCAAAAUAGUUUAACUCUAAAUAUAACUUUGCACAUUUGUAACUAUGCAGCAUAUAUAUCCUAAAUCAUAAGUAACUACCUGGAAGUUGUUUUAAAAUCUUAACGGGGCGCUUCUAUUUUAACCGGCGCAGCUUUUGUAGUCUUUACGGCUGAACCCAAUAAGCAGACUUCAUACAGGUCUUGUUUCCCAAGGUUUUAUUACACAAGUGCAGAGUGAAGGGAUAGGUGGUGGGGAUGCUGAGGGAGGGAUCCAGACAGUGAGUGAGGAAGGUGGCAGAGCUGGAUGCAGAUGGGUCCUGGAGACAGGAAAAACAGAUGUCAGGUGGGUUGAAGGCAAACGGACAAAACUGGCAAGAAGCUAUGCUAAAGGUCUAUUAAGAGCUGGACUUGGUCCCUAGACAAACAAACCGUGGAGGCACCACGAUCCGGCAGGGACUGGCUGUCAGUGCUUGGUUCUCGUAGGCAGCGGUGAUUGGAUGAUGGCUGGUAGGAGUGUUGAUUGCAGAUCCAGUGCAGGUGAGCAGAGAGUGAAGGAGACAGAGCAGGAGGGGGAGGGGGAAACAUAAAGAGAGAAAGUUUGAGAAAACAAAGGGAGGUAUACAGAGGAGGGAGACGGAGAAAUGGAACAAUACAGACGACUGCGCUGGAGAAAGUUGAGAAAAUAAGGAAGAAAUGGCGCCCUCCAUAAAAGAGAAGGGGGCAGCAAGAACAGAGGAUUUAAUUCAGAAUGGACGUUCGCCUUUCUGUUCAUACUUCCCACUUGGAGCACUAAACCCACUCUUAUGUUUAUUUUUAUUUUAUUUAACCAGGAGGAAACCACAUUGAGAUUAAAAAUCUCUUUUUCAAGAGUGUCCUGGCCGAGAUCAGCAGCAGUACAUUCCAGAAAAGUUACACACAAACACAGAAUUCUAAACAAUUCAGAACAGAAGUCAUCAAUCAAAGCAUCUACAAAGUGAAGCAUCGUCCUCAAGAGCCUUCAGUCUGCUUUUAAACACAUUUGAAGAGACAAGCUCACUCAGACCCAGGCUCUC
Messenger RNA from Notolabrus celidotus (New Zealand spotty), 4642 nucleotides. Its product is annotated as NLR family CARD domain-containing protein 3-like. Gene Ontology annotation, molecular function: protein binding. The record is from RefSeq and is a predicted model, not a curated record. The transcript has 12 exons. Bases 228 to 3620 code for a protein of 1130 amino acids. NCBI's taxonomy places the organism in Eukaryota, Metazoa, Chordata, Actinopteri, Labriformes, Labridae.